This is a messenger RNA of Coregonus clupeaformis (lake whitefish), 3576 nucleotides long. Its product is annotated as calcium-binding and coiled-coil domain-containing protein 1-like. The coding region runs from base 203 to 2200 and encodes 665 amino acids. The record is from RefSeq and is a predicted model, not a curated record. Lineage: Eukaryota; Metazoa; Chordata; Actinopteri; Salmoniformes; Salmonidae. The transcript has 15 exons.
UCUGUCAUGCCUGUGUUUAUGUUAUUGUUCUUGGUUAGUGGAACAGCUGUGCCGAAGAGACGCCGUUGUGCAUCUUUAAAAUCGUUACAUCGUUUUCUGACACCGUUUUCUGCCUCCCUUUAAUCUAAUAGGGACGGCUCAAUUGGAGACCAAAAAGGCCGGAAUAAGGUGUUCGCCAGUCUACCUGUGUUACUGUGUUGCCAUGGAGAAGGUUUGGAGGGUGGAGUUUAGGAACGUGGGUAGUAGCUACUUCCCUCAGAGCCGCGUGGAGUGCCAUUACAGCAUCAGCUCACAACAUACCUGGGCCAGCCAUGACUGGGUCGGACUCUUCAAGGUGGGAUGGUCGUCAGUGAAGGACUACCACACCUUUGUCUGGGCCCUGGCCCCGGCAGGCUACCAGGAGGGCACAGAUGUCAACUGCUGUGUCCAUUUCCAGGCUUCCUACCUGCCCAAGCCCAGUUCCCAACAGUACCAGUUUGUGUAUGUGGAUGGGAAGGGGGAGGUGUGCUCUGCCAGCCCCCAGUUUACCUUCAGUGACCCCAAGCCACUGGAAGACCUGGUCACCCUGGAGGAAGGAGCCCACGGAGAGGAGGGAGGGACUGACAUGCUGCUGGUCGUACCCAGGGCUGAGCUACUGCAGAGUCGCCUGCAAGAGUGUCUGCGUGAGCGGGCCGAACUGCUCCAUGCGCGGGAGGCGGCAGAAAGGAUGAAGCAGAGAGAGAAGGAGAUGUACGGGAGGGCGAGAGAGGCUUGGGACAGAGGACGUGAGGAGCUGGAGAGGAACAUCUCUGAGCUGAAGGAAGAGCUGCGAGAGAGCAGAGACAGGAUGGAAGAGAUGGAGAGGAGGAAGGAGGAGGUGGAGGCGUCGGGGGAGGCCUUAACUCAGGAGAAGAGUUCCAUACUGGCCAAGAAAGCAGCCAGCGAACAGCGAAUCAGAGAGCUGGAAGAUGACAUUAAAGCUCUGACACUAAAGGCUGUGGAACGAGAGACUGAGCUGGAGAGGAUGAAGGAGAGGGCCAAGAAGCAAGCAGUUCAAAUGAUGGAGGAGGAGAAAGAGAGGAAAGUUCUGCAGCUCAAGCUGGAGCAGACCGAGGGGGAACUGCGGAGUCUGUCUGCUGAGUUCCAGGGUCUGAGGAGCUCCCUGGCCCAGAGAGACACACAUGCCCUGCAGCUACGGGACACCAUCACCACCCUCACACACAGACUCAACAUGGCACAGAGGAAAGAGGCGGAGAGCAAGGCCGCCCUGGCUGAGAUGUGGGGCCUGCGGGAGCGUCAGGGGGCCAGCGAGCGUUGUGCUGAGGGCCUGAAGGAAGAGCUGUGUGCCCUGGUGGCUCAGAGGGACCAGGGUCAGACAGAGCUGCACCAGGCCAGGCUCCAGGCAGCACAGCUCACCCUGCAGCUAGCUGACUCCAGCCUGACCCUGAGGGAGGGCAGAGCACACUGGGCCCAGGAGAGACAGAGCCUGCAGCGCUGUACUUCGAAGGACAGAGAGCGUCUGGAGAAGCUGAAUGGAGAGAUGCAACGGAUGGAGGAGAAGCUUCAGGAGGAGAGGAUGGAGAGAGAGAAGGUGGAAGUGGAGCUGGGAAGAGAGAAGGACUGUAAUCGGGUGCAGCUGAGUGAGACACGCAGGGAGCUCCAGGAGCUGAAGGCUAGUCUGAGGGUUGUCCAGAAGGAGAAGGAACAGCUGCUGCUGGAGAAACAGGACCUGAUGGAGUACAUGCGUCAGGUGGAACAGAGGAUGGAGGCUGUGGCAGACGCCAAGUGGAGCGCUGCAAUGUUCGCCCCCACCAGUCUCCCUGAUAGUCCUGUGUCUGACUCUGAGGAUGAGAACCCUGAGGCCCUGCAGCCCCCCCGCCAGCCCUCCAGGCAGCCUCCGCUGUCCUCUUUGUCCUCCCGCCCUCUGGCCCACUACAGCCUGUGUGACCCCCAGGCCCAGCCUGACUCCCUGCUCCCCUCCACCCCCCCUUCCUCCCCCAGGGAUAUGUCACGGUCCCUCUCCCGAGGGGGCGUAGUGAUCAGCCAGCCCGCCCCCCUGUCGUUGCCAAGGCAAUCAGGAGAUACCCUGACACACAGCUCUGAGUCGGAGGAGGAGGGUGACACAGCCCUAUGUGGAGGACACAGCUCUGGAGAGGAGACAGCUCUGCUGCUGCCUGAGACCACAGUCCUCAGUGACCUGGCUGAUACCUCUCAGUGGUAGAGUGGAGAUACAGGACCAGAUCUACACCAGCACUGGCUGUUUGGCCCUUAUUUUAACUCGGCAUUCAGCACACAAGCACACACACUACAACUCACCUCUACUCUUGACAAACUAUGUUAAUAUGCAAUUUGCUUUUACAUUUUAUAUGAACUUCUUUUUUGAUGUAUGACUUUAAGGCUGUUGUGUCACCCCCUAUACAUAACAUGGUCUUAAGAAUGACAUAAUACCUGUCGUAACAGCUCAAACUGUUAUAAAGCGUGAAACAUUUGACAUUGAAAAGUGUUCAUUAGAUAUUUAAUAGUUCAUGUUCUAUAACAGGGUUAUUUCAGUUGCAGUCGUGAGCUUUAUGAAGUGUGUUAUGUAAUGUUAUGAGGCGUCAUGACAGUCACUGUUGUGAGCGAGAGUAUGUCUCCUUUUAAAAUCUAAAAGUUGCUUUUAACUUUUCAGUCUGUGAAGCAACUUUUACAUCUAUUCAGAAUACUGUAAUAAUAGUUAUUGAAACACACUACAACUAUAUUAGAAUAAUCAUUGUAAAGUACUGACACAUAACAUGUUUUUCCUCAUAUUCAAACCUAUGAUUUUAUAUUUCUGCUGUUAUUCAUUAUUAUUUCAUUCUUGCUUUAUUAAUGCUGUUCUAGUGCUAGAUGAGAGGAUAAUUACACAGAGAAGUAUCUGUAAUGGGGAAAAACUUGGUGGAAGUUUGGAAAUAGAGUGGGAGAUUAAUCAGGAUGAAUGUAGAAUGGUAGAACACUCUAGAAUGGUAAUUGUUAGAGUGGUCGGACUGACAUUUGAAUGUUCUCUCAUGUUUUUAUUAAUCUCAUAAUAUAUUCUAUCUUCAUCUACAUAAAGCUAUUGCUCCUGCAGGCUGGUAGAUGUAGAGACCCUGCAAUAAGAUCAUACAUGAUACCAAGCAGUGUAUGGUUUUAAAGCUAAAUCAAUGUAUUUGUUAAAGAAGAAGUCGUUCUAGAUUAUUAGUAUUAUUAGACUAGAUUUACUGUACAUUGUAUGCUCAAAGCUCUGCUUUAGAUUGAUGCAGUUCUACACUUGUGCCUAAAUAACAAAUUGGGAAAUGAAUAGUCUCUCUUCAGCCAAGCGUCAUCAGUCUGGCAAACAAGACUAGUAAACUAAGGAAUCUUAUCAUGAUAACAUUAUCUAAUUUAUAGAUACUGACAUUACAAGACUUGAUGGAAGGCUUGCCUGGAAAAUAUUAUUAGUACUGGUUUAAUAAUACUAUAUUUUUCAUGAUUUUCAACAAAUACUCAACUUUAGUUAUAUCGUAAUGAAGCUAUAUUCUGGUUUAAUGUCACGACUUCCGCCGAGGCUGCCUCCCCUCCUUGUUCGGGCAGGUUUCGGCAUUCGUCGUCACCGGCUUACUA